This is a messenger RNA of Octodon degus (degu), 2194 nucleotides long. RefSeq names its product mevalonate kinase (gene Mvk). The record is from RefSeq and is a predicted model, not a curated record. Bases 111 to 1301 code for a protein of 396 amino acids. Gene Ontology annotation, molecular function: ATP binding; mevalonate kinase activity. Gene Ontology annotation, cellular component: cytoplasm. Gene Ontology annotation, biological process: cholesterol biosynthetic process; isoprenoid biosynthetic process. The transcript has 11 exons. Lineage: Eukaryota; Metazoa; Chordata; Mammalia; Rodentia; Octodontidae.
GACGGAAAGAAGGGCCACCUCCAGCGGCUGGCGCUGUGGGAUGGAGGAGUAUAGGAGCCGCUCCGGAUCUAGCGCACAGGGCUGUGGCGGCGGCAGGAUUCCGCGGAGCCAUGUUGUCAGGAGCGCUGGUGGUGUCAGCUCCAGGGAAAGUCAUCCUCCAUGGGGAACAUGCUGUGGUCCAUGGCAAGGUAGCGCUGGCAGUGGCUUUGAACUUGAGAACAUUCCUCAGGCUUCAACCCCACAGCAAUGGGAAAGUGACCCUGAACUUGCCAAACAUUGGUACCAAGCUGACCUGGGAUGUGGCCAACCUCCAGCUGCUGGACACAAACUUUCUAGAACAAGGUGAUGUCCCAGCGCCCACCCCAGAGCAGCUGGAGAAGCUGAAGGAAGUGGACGGGAUGCCCAGGAACUGUGCCGGGCCUGAGCACCUGGCUGUGCUGGCCUUCCUGUACUUAUACCUGGGCAUCUGCCGGAAGCAGAGGGCCCUGCUGAGCCUGGACAUUACCGUGUGGUCGGAACUGCCCCCUGGGGCGGGCUUGGGCUCCAGCGCCGCCUACUGCGUAUGCCUGGCAGCCGCUCUCCUGACAGCGUGUGAGGACAUCUCUAAUCCACUGAAGGACGGGGACAGCACCAGCAGGUGGCCUGAGGAGGAUUUGGAGUUAAUUAACCAGUGGGCCCUCCGUGGGGAGAGGGUGAUCCACGGGAACCCCUCUGGUGUGGACAAUGCCAUCAGCACCUGGGGAGGAGCCCUCCGAUACCAGCAGGGGAAGAUUUCAUGCCUAAACAGGCCCCCGGCUCUCCAGAUCCUGCUGACCAACACCAAGAUCCCCCGAAGCACCAAGGCCCUUGUGGCUGGCGUCAGGAACAGGCUGAUCAAGUUCCCAGAGAUAGUGGCCCCACUCCUGACCUCAAUAGAUGCCAUAUCCCGGGAAUGUGAGCGCGUGCUGGCAGAGAUGGCAACAGCCCCGGCCCUGGAGCAGUACCUCGUGUUGGAGGAGCUCAUCGACAUGAACCAGCACCACCUGAACGCCCUUGGCGUGGGCCACACCUGUCUGGACCAGCUCUGCCAGGUGACUGCGGCCCUUGGACUGCACAGCAAGCUCACUGGUGCGGGUGGCGGUGGCUGUGGCAUCACACUCCUGAGGCCAGAUCUGGAGCGGGCUGAAGUGGAGGCUGCGAAACAGGCGCUGACCAGCUGCAGGUUCGACUGCUGGGAGACCAGCAUCGGGGCCCCUGGUGUUUCCGUGCACUUGGCCUCCUCCCUGCCCGGCCCUGUCUGCCAGGCCCUGGGUGGCCUCUGAGUCGAACACAGAUGCUGCCGCCCCACAGAUUCUCCUGGAUGUGGAGUUUGCCUCCACAUGGACCAGCACCACCCGGCUCCUGACACUGGCACAGAGGCCUCCAAGCCCCUCUUUACACCCUUCCUCCUAUCUGUGCCCGAGUCCCAGUGGCAGAACUUCCAGGGGGUCCCCUGAGACUGCAGAGCCAGGCUGGGCGGGGCUUCCUUGACAGCCCCGGGGGCUGUCCUGGCUCCAUCUGUCUGUGUCCUGCCUGCGCCUCAGUCUCUCCAGCCUGGCUAUGGGCAUGUGCAUCUGGCCCCAGCACAGUGUGCCUUCUCUCCCUCUGCCUCCCGCUUCACCAGCCUCGGGGCCUAGCCCAUCUUGCCUCCUCCAGGAAGCCUUCCUGACCCAGCGGGCUGGCCCUCGGCCCUUGUCCUACCCCUGGUGUGUCGGCCAUUGAGCACUUUUGUGGCCUGACCUCCCACCUGCCUCCACCCACCCCAGGGCCAUGGCCUUUGCCUUCCGCUGUCCUCAGCUGAGGCAGGCAGAAUGAAGGCUGCAGGGAUGUGGGCUGACUCUCCCUGAGCCAGAGUAGUUGGCAGCAAAGGUGACUGAUGGGAAUAAAAAGAACUUGCAUAAACAAAGCUUCGCCCCUGUCGGGAAAGCCCAGGGUUGGAGGACUUAGGCCCCUGUGCCUUCUGGCUCCUUCUGCAGGUGGGAGCCUUAAGGAGGAAUGGAAGUGAGGGCUGGGUCACUGGUGUGCAUCUUGGCGAUGGGCUGGGUUUUCCCACAUGGGCCAUGCUGAUAGGUGUGGAGACCCUGCAGCCGGGCCGUGAUUGUCAUGCCUGGCACACUAGGCUGCUUUCCCAGAUGGGACUGGUUAGCCCCCAGCUCUCAUGUCACAAGCACCACCG